Molecule: messenger RNA, 1230 nt
Organism: Aspergillus tanneri
Lineage: Eukaryota; Fungi; Ascomycota; Eurotiomycetes; Eurotiales; Aspergillaceae
Gene: JIP5
Product: WD repeat-containing protein jip5
Exons: 2
Coding region: 1-1230 (409 amino acids)
Molecular function (GO): protein binding
Source: RefSeq, a predicted model, not a curated record
AUGUUUGACACGGUCUGUACUCUGCCUCUUUCGGCAGACCUUUUUUCACAGGCAAUUCACCCCAACCAGCCCAUUGUCUCAGUGGGUUUGUCCUCCGGUCAUGUUCAAACCUUCCGGCUGCCCUCGGACGAAGCCGACAGUGAUGACGAUGGUGCGUCGACCUCCUCGUCGCGCAAUGGCAGGGGCCACAUCGAUACCAUGUGGAGGACAAGACGACAUAAGGGUAGCUGUCGGUGUCUCACGUUCGGAGUGGAUGGGGAGACGCUGUACUCUGCGGGGACUGAUGGGUUGGUGAAAGCUGCGAAGGCGGAGACCGGGGUGGUGGAAAAUAAGAUCGCUAUUCCCACCGACAAAAAAGGCUCAAUUGAUGCUCCAACAAUCGUCCACGCACUGUCACCCCAGACUCUCCUUCUCGCUACGGACUCGAGCGCCCUGCAUCUCUACGACCUUCGUAUUCCGUUCUCUCGAGUUUCGGCCCGACCGCAGCAGAGCCACCAUCCUCAUGAUGAUUACAUCUCUUCACUGACCCCGCUACCACCGUCGGACACCAGCACCUCGGGCUUUAGCAAACAGUGGGUUACAACGGGUGGUACUACGUUAGCGGUCACAGAUUUACGACGCGGGGUUAUGGUGCGCAGUGAAGAUCAGGAGGAGGAGUUGACUAGUUCCGUAUACAUGGGCGGUUUACCAUCCGGGGGAACCAGCCGUGGUGAAAAGGUGAUUGUGGGUGGUUCCAGUGGCGUCCUGACCCUUUGGGAGAAGGGCGCGUGGGACGACCAGGACGAGCGCAUCUAUGUGCAGCGCGAAGCCGGUGAAGGAGAGGCACUGGAAACUCUUACGGUCGUCCCCGAGGAACUGGGCAAGGGUAAAAUGGUCGCGGUCGGCCUGGGAAGUGGAGGAGUGAAAUUCGUUCGUAUCGGCCCCAACAAGGUCGUAGCCGAAGUGACGCAUGACGAGACGGAAGGAGUUGUCGGCCUGGGGUUCGAUGUCGAGGGCCGUAUGGUCAGUGGAGGAGGACAGGUAGUGAAGGUCUGGAAUGAGGCUGUGGGAUCGAGUGACUUGAACGGUGUGAAGCAUAUACUCGGUGACAGUGAUGACAGCGACGACAAUGAUUCCGACGACAGUGAUCGGGAGACCCGGGCUGAUCAGGGACGAAAGAAGCGCAAGAAGAACAAGGGCAAAGAUCGCAGUGGAGUUCGGGAUGUCAUGGCUUUCCAUGAUCUCGAUUGA